GCGAUUUUAUAAUUAUAUUAGUUGUGUUGUGUGCGUUGCUGUGUCUGUAUAUAAAUUCAGCCUCUCUCAACCCUUUUGUGCCGCUCCCGCUCUUUUGCGCACAUUCUACACAGCUAAAAAAAGUGGUUAAGCUCAGUAGGAAAGAUGGUUUUGGCGGAAGAGGAAAUUACCCGGCUUUUCAGAAUCCGGAAGACAGUGAUGCAGAUGUUGAAGGAUAGAGGCUACAUGGUGGGAGAUUUUGAGAUUGAAAUGACAAAGUAUGAGUUUGUUCAGAAACAUGGCGAGAAUAUGAAGCGAGAGGACCUCGUUAUCAAUAAAGGCUUCCGUAAUAGCUCUGAACAGAUAUACGUUUUCUUUCCCGAGGAACAGAAAGUUGGUGUCAAGACAAUGAAGACCUACACUAAUCGCAUGAAAGAAGAAGGCGUUCAUCGGGCAAUCUUAGUGGUCCAGCAAAAUUUAACACCAUUUGCACGGACCUGCGUUAGUGAAAUAUCGACUAAAUUUCACUUAGAAGUCUUCCAGGAAGCUGAGUUGUUAGUUAACAUAAAAGAACAUGUUCUAGUUCCCGAGCAUCAGCUGCUUACGGCUGAAGAAAAGAAGACGUUGCUGGAGAGGUACACCGUGAAGGAAACACAGCUCCCUCGUAUCCAGAUAACUGACCCGAUUGCAAGAUACUACGGGCUGAAGCGAGGGCAGGUUGUGAAGAUCAUACGACCGAGUGAAACUGCUGGACGUUAUAUCACCUACCGAUACGUUGUUUGAAUCGUGGGAAGAUCUGUACUUGCUGAUCUUGUCGAUGACAGCACCAGAUGACGAUAAGGCACAAAGGCUAUGUCACCGAUGUGGGACAGAAUACAUAUAAGUAUAUUAACAGUGGUGUAAUUGAACUCUCUAUAAACUAAUUUUGCAACUUCAUAAUUUCAUAGAUUUUGUGAUUGUGAAGACAUGAGUUGUAUGACUGUUCUUGUGCUAUUUUUUGUUUAAGAAAAUAUUAAACUGUAGUAAGUAUAAGUUUUGUGUUGAAAAAGAAAAAGGAAGAUAGAAAGUGAGUUGGAUUUCCAUCAUGAUAUACAGGUGAUAAUAAAAGUGGCCGUAUAUCAUGAUAUUGUUUGCACUUUGCACUAAGUCCAGUUUUGGUUA
This is a messenger RNA of Salvia hispanica, 1140 nucleotides long. RefSeq names its product DNA-directed RNA polymerases II and IV subunit 5A-like. Gene Ontology annotation, cellular component: RNA polymerase III complex; RNA polymerase I complex; RNA polymerase II, core complex. Gene Ontology annotation, molecular function: DNA binding. NCBI's taxonomy places the organism in Eukaryota, Viridiplantae, Streptophyta, Magnoliopsida, Lamiales, Lamiaceae. Gene Ontology annotation, biological process: tRNA transcription by RNA polymerase III; transcription by RNA polymerase II; transcription elongation by RNA polymerase I. The record is from RefSeq and is a predicted model, not a curated record.